Messenger RNA from Thyridium curvatum, 1848 nucleotides. RefSeq lists its product as uncharacterized. Gene Ontology annotation, molecular function: myosin binding. The transcript has a single exon. The coding region runs from base 1 to 1848 and encodes 615 amino acids. Gene Ontology annotation, cellular component: plasma membrane. Gene Ontology annotation, biological process: cell-cell adhesion. The record is from RefSeq and is a predicted model, not a curated record. Lineage: Eukaryota; Fungi; Ascomycota; Sordariomycetes; Thyridiales; Thyridiaceae.
AUGGUAUCCCCAAUACUGACGCGCGGUCUCGUGACAGAUGAGGGAGAGGUUGACCAGAAGGACUGGGCACAGGCCGAACCCCAGCGAGACGUACACACCCCGCCGCCCAGCCCUCCGAGCCCGUCCUUCGCUCCGGUAGGGCGUCCGCUGGUGAAGAAGCGGUUCCGGAACCAAAUACCCAACCCGCUGAAGCUCGACGUGCCCCGAAGUACAUCGUUAUCCUCCUCGCUUCACAACAGUUACUCCAGGGCGGUGGUCUCGCGCAUCGACCGUGCCGACAACUCCAAGUUCAUAGAACAGUUCCGAUACACCAUCAUCGCCUCCCAGCUAUUGACCGGACAUUCGGCUCUCGGAGUGCAACACCGGCCGUCAACACAAGAUGGAUCCGCAAAAGCUGGGGAACACGAUGCGCUGGCCCCGACUACGGCCGGCCUGAUGGUCGCUGCGGCAGCUGCGGUGGCGCUCGCGUGGGUGAUCAGCUGGGUGUAUAUGGGAGGGUAUUCGUACCUCACCAAGAAACGAGUCUUUGUUGUGCUUGGGCUGCUGGUGGCAGUCUCCGUUCUUGGGCACGCCUACAUUCGGCAACAGUGGCUGCGUUACAUCAGGAGCCAGGCUCUGAAUGAAGUGACCAACUUUGUUACCAGGUCACAAGACUUCGACAGUGCAACCAGCGCCGCUGUGGGGUUGAUCCAGGAGGUCGAGCUGGUUUCGCGAGGUUACAGACUCAGCACGCCUCUUCCGCCCGUCAGCCGGAUCGACGAUCGCAGCCAGUCCCGCCGCUGCAACCGUCUGCGAAAGGUCGUCAAGAAGAGCUUCUCCGAUCUGGUUCAGAAGUACACACACACUUCUACCGUGGUUAAGAGCUUCUCGGAACAACUAGACCUGGAGAAGUAUUAUGACAUCUACGACAUCAGCGAUUUCGACAUGUCGGAUGCCAUGCAGGGGUUCUCAGACAGCGAGUUUGAAGACCCGGAGUCGCUGCGCACCCUGAAAGUUGUCGCCGCCCGGUUCCACACGCUGCGUAAGAUGUUCUUGUGUGCCAUACUUGCAUUGGAAGCGCACGGCGACAACUCGGACUUCCUGCGAUGGACGACGGCCGUUGAGGCGCUGCGGAGCUUGAGUACCGUCACUGGGGAGAAUUACGAACGCAUAAGGACGAUUCUCAGCGAAGAGGAGACCUUCCCGAGUGUUCCAACUCCUAAAAUGCCCCUCUCUCCAGGCCGCGAGAGGUGGCGAUCGUCACUCCGAAAGCUAGAUUCCCUCUCGACGGGGAUCCGCGGUCUGCAAGCAAAGUUGGUUCUUCUCAGGGAAGAAUCGAGCAAGACUUUGAACGAAGCGGAUGAUGUCUCCGAGCUAGGGCCGAACCUGAUGGCGCAGUAUGAUUCCAUCGGGCAAGACCUCAAGAUCCUGACGCAAGCUUGGGAGGAAGGCAAGGCGGCACUAGCCUCUGGCAUCGACCGCAACGAGAAGCGGCUCUCUUCUAUAAGCAGCGUACUUUCGCCGUCGACUUCCCUCAGUGGCAUCACGACUGUGGACGAGGGCGGAGUCAGCGAUGCGCUUAAGGCCUUGAAUGGCGGCUCCCCUUCGAGCAGCGCGAUGAGCAGCCCGACGCCGGAGGUGGAGGAAGUCUUUGAGGCUAUCGCCAUGCCCAGUCGGCCAAAAACCAUGCUCAGCCGAGAGGAGCGCCUCGUCAGGAUGAGAGAAGACCGCGAGAAACGUGCUGAAGUCAGGGAGCGUUCCGAGGCCAACAAGGGCAUGCUGCGCGAGCUUGAAAUGGUCAUCAACCUUCGACCUAAGCCGCCUACCCGGGUCAACAACGCACCCGCCUCGGGACGGGUCUCGUUAUGA